Messenger RNA from Diabrotica balteata, 3361 nucleotides. The record is from the annotation of a GenBank genome assembly. NCBI's taxonomy places the organism in Eukaryota, Metazoa, Arthropoda, Insecta, Coleoptera, Chrysomelidae.
AGGUAAUAAAAAUAGGUUAGUAUUACAUAACCACAAUAAACAAACUUUACAACAAAAGCUUAGCAACUAAAAUUAUGUAUCCAAAAUUGUUAGUCAAAUAAUCCACAUAUGGAAUAUAAAUGCCAAUUAGUAGUAGCGCGGCUACUGUUGAAAAGAAGAAAGCAUUUAAAUUACAAAAUCAAGUAAAAAGUAUUGAUCAUAAUGAGCGACAGGCUGAAAAGAAUCUUUUAAAGAUAGGUCCUGCUUUGCCAGGAAAAACCAAACGCAAUUUUUAUGUUAGAUCACAUAGUACUUUAAAUGCAUCUGCUAUUACAAAAAUACAUGAUACUCCAGUCUUUUGUGAAGCAGUUACUUUACGUACACAUUCUGAUGGAUUGUUACACGUAUCACGAGUACAAGAAGAAAAAGAAACACAUCCUGAUAGGAUUAGUUUAGAUAGACGUGGACUGAACUCAAUUCCAAUUAUUGAUGGAGAGCCCAAGCUCCGUCUGUUAUCUAUGCAACAUAAUUUAGUUACUACUUUAGAAAUGAUUGCAAAACAGUCAUUUCCUACCUUAGUUUUUUUAGAUAUUUAUGACAACCAAUUAGAGCAGAUCCAGUACUUAGAUGAGUUGACAAACUUAAGGGUUUUGUUAAUGGGAAAAAACAGAAUUAAAAAGAUAGAAGGACUAGAUAAUCUUACAAAUGUAGAAGUUCUUGAUCUUCAUGGCAACCAAAUAUCCCAAGUUGGAGGUUUAUCAAGUUUAACAAGUUUGAAAGUGCUUAAUUUGGCGGGUAACCAAAUUCGAAUUAUUGGUGUUAAAGAUAUAGAAGGCCUGCAAUCUUUACAAGAAUUAAAUUUGAGAAGAAAUAGGCUAAAGAAAUUGCUUGGAUUUGCUGAAGUUCCUAAUUUAGUUAAAUUAUUUCUUAGCAAUAAUGAUUUGCAAUGUGUAGAAGACAUAAGCAGUUUAGCCAAAUCUUCAAAUAUUAAAGAAAUAUCAAUAGACAAUAAUCCAGUAUUAUUGGGAGGAGACUGUAUAUCUUUUUUGGUAUCUUAUUUACCUCUUCUAAAUAAACUCAAUUCAAUGCAAAUAACUGAACAAGUGCGAAAAGCUGCCAUGGCAUGGAGAAGAAAUAAAGAAGUCUCCAAUUCCACAUUUAUGGAUCUCACCAAUGAUGUCUCAUUAACAUGUCGGCGAGAAGAAGUUAUCUCUAAUGCUAGAACAAACUGGGAAUUUUUAAGGUCGCAAACAAAAUGUUUAACAAACAAUGGAAAUGUUGUUGAAAAAAGUUUAAAAAAUCUUAAGCCAGAUUUAGAUUUUAUUAUGACUCCUUUACGUAAAUCUACAUCUACUCCUAUUAGACCAGUUAAAUCAAAGUCAUGUACGAAAGUUCCUGUUUUACCUGAUAAAAAGUUUAAUCUAUUAAGAACCUCUUCUCAAGAAACUGAAAAUUCUCAGAAUACUUCAUCUUCAAACGAAUAUUUUAAACUACCUCCUAUAUUGGUACCUAUUAUAAACAAAAUGGAAGAAAAAUCUUCAGAUCAAGGAAAACCAGGUAGUCUUACUAGUGUUGGUCCCAAUAUAGACAGUUCUGUCAGUUCAGUGGCAAGUAGUAGUGAAGUCGAUGCUGCUGAAACAACAUGUUCAUGCAUUUCUAAAGAAUCUGAUUCAGAUAAUGAAUCAGAAUGUGAUGUUGAUAUUAUAGCAGACGAACUAAUGAAGAAAAUUCCGCAAGAUGAUUCUUUAGUAAAAUCUACUGACUUUGAAGAAUGUAGAAUAAAAAAUUGUGGAUCGGCCGAUACUUCUAGUGUUCUAUCUGGAGUAACCACACUCUCAAAUAUUUCAAACCCAAGUAAUUCUAGUGGAGAGAAUCUUAGCAAGACUUUUACAAGAAAUAUUAGAAGUGCCGUGCACAGUAAGACGAUACCAACGAAAUGCCUUUCUAGAGCAGUUACUGCCAAGACAAAAAAACAGAGUUCUCCCGCUUUGCCAAAAGAUAGAGAACAAGGUGGUGAUUACCUUAUAGAAAUUUGUGGCAGACAUUUAAAUGUGUAUGGACAAGGCGCGUUAAGAUUUAUUGACAAAAUUUGGAACGUCAGUAAGGCACAAGAUGUCACAACAAUAAAAUUUAAUUACGUUAACUUUAACAGCGUAACUGGAGUACUGAGCAAAAUUAAACAUAGAUUUCCUAAUGUCGGACAUUUCGUAUUCAAAGAAACUAAUAUCACUUGCUUGGGACAGUUAAAUGCCCUAGCUGAAACUCAAGGUCUAACUUCAUUGUGUAUUGACCCUGAAGGAAAUGCAAUUUGUGAGAAAAAGUGGGAAAGUUAUGCCAUUUUCAGAUUGGCGCAUUGGGGAUUAAAAAACAUAAAUGAAAAAGAGAUAACUGAAACCGACAUAAAAGCAGCGAAUGAUGAAUAUCAAGGCCUAAGCGAUUUAGUUCUUUGGUCUCUUCCCGACAGUCUUCUACAACCGCUCUUGGUGCGUAUGAGAAUUGACAUAAGCAACAACGCUUUCGAUCAAGAUGCGAAAAAAUGGUUACUUAAUGCAGAUCCAGACUUAAAAAGUGUUAUCAGUAAGGAGGCGCUUCAGUGGAAGAAGCCUUCACUCUCACAGGAAGAAAAUACUAUUCGAUAUAAGGCAAAACAACAAAUUUCCCAUGUACUCGACGAUAUGGCCAAUGCGAUGAAUAAGUUAGUGAUAUUGGAUGAACAAUGGCCGAAUAUACUACACAACUUUAUUCAAAAUAACUUACUGGAUUACUCACAGUUAGAUUUAUAUAUGAAGCAAAAAAUGCAAGAAUUGAGUAAGUGAUACACACUGCCAUGUACUUCAAGGAAACUAUAAUUAGCUGAUGGAUUUUUUAAUUUAUAACAAAUGGUCUUACAAUUGUUAGGUUAUAGAAAAGAAGCUAAUAAACAUUUAUAAUUCAAAAUAAUACGUAAUAUUUUGUUACAUAACUAAAAACUACUUAUGUUUUUCUGCUAAAAAUUCUUAAAAUUAUAAGUUUAAACUUAAAAUAUCGAUUUUUCUGCUUCUAACAGUAAUUUAAACUCCCAGGUGAAUUGUACUUUUACAAAGUACUUGCAUUUAUAUAUGACAAAUACUUGUGCCUGCCCUGCACCAACAUUGCGCCAAUAAUUAAUUAGUAAUUAACUAAUUACGUAGUUUUGAAUUAAAAACAUUAGAAAAAUCAUAAAAUGUCAAGUAAUGUCUGGCAAAUAUUCAAUGAAACUAUAAAUCACAAAUCACUCUACGUAAGUAGCCAAAAGUAGCCGAAAUCACGUGUCUAUCAUGCAUUCUCGGAAAUUUUGCAUUCGAUCAUUGGCGGCGCGUAAGAAAAUAUGUUUCCUUGCUGAUCACUAUACAUUGUAACAAUA